GCAGCAGAGCAGCACACACCCUCUUUUUUAAGUCCAGAUAGUGUCAGCUGUGCACAAACUACCUGCUGAGGUGUCUACAGCGGCAGCCGCUCGGUCUAACAUGGCCAACGAUCUGAAAAUGCUCCUGGAGUCUUCACUGAAUGAGAUCUUUAAAGCGACAGUGAGCGACAUCCUGGACUCAGUGGACAGGACCCUGUCCGAGUACCAGGGCAAAAUACAGAGGAUCGAGUCUGAAAACGAGGGCCUGAAGCGGCUGCUGUUUGCAGAGAAGAAGUCUGCUGUUAGAGAUACACGCAAACAAGAUGCCACUGAAAGCUGUGAACCCUCAGAAUGGAACAAUCUUCCCCUCGGCUCCUCCCAGAGCAUGUUCACCAUGUCGAUAUGCAGCAGUGACAAGAAGAGCUCCAGGAGGAAGCACAAAGACAAGAUGAGGGAGCGCAUAUCCUCUACCUCCUUUGUGCUGCAGACUAAUCAUAUAGCAGAGCAACCAUGUGUGAACACAUCAGAGGUAGGUGUGUCCACCCAAAACUUGAUAUCCAUAAAAACAGAGCCAGACCUGGAUGACAACAGUGCCAUAGACCUUUCCCAGCCUUCACCUGUUCUCAAUCUGACAAUGAAGCAGAUAAAAACUGAGAGCCCAGAGGUCACUUACAGUUGUGAUGCAUAUGCGCACCUGCCGCCAUCUUCAGGCCCCGGACAGGACUCCAGAGACAGUGAUAGUACUGUUAAAGUCACCAUUGUUUCUGACAGCUACAUCGUGAAGGAUGAGUGUGGACAGUAUAUUAAGACAGAGGAAGAGGAGCAGAAUGGUGUGUUACAGUAUGAUGACAAUGACAAAUCAGAGAGCCUUGCGUUGACAUAUUACAGUGAAUCAGAAAUUGAUCCUGAGGGAACGAGCCAACAUGUCGUGAAGCCAGACAUACAGAAUCACGAGGACAAUAAUUCACCCGCUGUUCCUGCAGAUGAAUUUUUGGAUAUUUGUGACAACUUUUUGCGUUGUCCCUCCUGUCCUAAAACAUUUAGUCAAGCAAAUUCACUCAACAUCCACAUCAAGACUCACAGCAGUGAGAAGGCCCACUGCUGCAACUACUGUGGCAAGCGUUUUAGUCGGGCUGACCUCCUCAAAUCCCACAAACGUACCCACACAGGAGAAAGGCCCUACAGCUGCAAUAUUUGCACUAAAACAUACGCCCAUCCCAGUCAGCUCAGAAUACACAAACGUAUCCACACUGGAGAGAAGCCGUACUCCUGCUCCCAUUGUGCAAAGCGCUUCAACGAGCACAACCAGCUCAAGGUCCACUUGCGGACGCACACUGGAGAAAGGCCUUACAGCUGCCAGGAGUGCGGGAAAACUUUCAGUAAUGCAGGAAACUUGCGAAUACAUGAGAGGAUCCACACUGGGGAGAAGCCAUACUGCUGUGCUCAGUGUGGAAAGCGCUUCAAUGGCUUGGGUGACCUCAAAACACAUUACAGGAUUCACACUGGAGAGAGGCCCUACAGCUGCGAGCUGUGUAAAAAGACUUUUAGCCAGGCGGGCCACCUCACCAUACACAUGCGGAUGCACACAGGAGAAAGACCGUACAGCUGCAAAGAGUGUGGCAAGAAGUUCACGGUGGCCAGCAGCCUUAAACUGCACCAGAGGACUCACACAGGAGAGAAGGAGUACAGCUGCUCGUAUUGCAACAAGAGCUUCAGUAGGUCAGGACACCUGAAGCGUCACGAGCUGGUCCACACCAAAGAGAAGGUCUUCCUCUGCAGCCUGUGCGGUAAGACCUACACUGACCAGUCGUCCCUCAAAAAGCACCUGAAGAUGCACGCAGCCAAGGAGCAGAAGGCUCAGAGCGAGGCUGAAACAAACCCAGUCAAACCUUCAGGUUCAGAAACACUUUUUCAACACUGCUAAAAAUUCCUUAGAGGUGGAUAGUAUAAAAGCUGCUGCAACAGGAGGAGUACCUACACAGAGAGUUAGAGCUCCUUUUAAUUUUAUUGGCUAGUUUUAUUGGGUAGGUUUCCUGAAGAAGACCUGUAAUAGUUCAAUAAGUUGCUAAUAAAGGGAGCUGUGAUUCUAGUGUGCAGAUACUCCUUGUAUUGCAAUUGAAUUUUUGUAUCCAGCACCUAACCCUCUGAGGUUUUGUGAAUGUGCACACAACUACUUCAAUCUGUGAUAUAAAAGUUGUACUUGAUUUAAAAAAAAAAAAUGAAGUCAUCUUUAAUCAAGGUCCACUUAGUAGAUUUUUUAUGAGCCUUCAACCACAUUUUAUGGCCUACAUCAGCAGAUGGAGUUUGGUAAUUUGUCAAACACCAAACUAGUCCCACCUUGCCCUAUUUGCACCCCACCCUGUAUACACCCAGUUGUUAUUUAGUGGUUGGUUAGAUUUGAAAAACAAUCAAGGGAGUUAGGUUUGAGUAACAGAGCCCUGAUUUUUUUAAAGGCUCAUCAGACACUCGAACACUAGCUUAUAAUGUUAUGAAGAAUGAUUUUUGACAACUCUAGAAAGUUGUAGCAGUAAACAGUAGCAAUACAUUAUAAAGCAAACUAACAGAAAUGUGUGCUUGGAUGUGUUUGAUGAGCCAACCGGAUUAAUCAGUGGCGUUGUCCCUUUCCAAUUAGUGAAGGAGGGGAGAUUUUUCAUGCAGCUCUUGUCUGUCUGAAUGUGGCCUAAAAGAUUGUAUUCUGUGGUUGAAAAAAAAACUGUAAGAGGACCUUGAGAUAAGAUGAUUUGUGAAACUACUGUUCCCAUAGUCACAAAUGAACCUUCAUGCUCAAACCUCAAUGUGAUGUUUGUGGUACAGUGCAAUACACUGUUAUAUUUGUUGUGAUUUAAUAGGUCAACAUAUUUGCCAAUACUGUAUAAAUUAUUUAAAUUUUAUCGAUAAACUCUAAUAUUCUCCAUUCCCUCUCACAACACAGUGUAAGACUUACAGACAAAAGAUGGGACCAUAAAAGAACAAGUUGUUCUUUUACACUUGCCGUACAUUUCCAAAACAUUGGUGACAUGUUUUGCAAGAAAAUUAAUUUUCAUCUGAAGUGUUUCUGAGGGAGACACUAAAUGACAGAUCCAGGUUUCUGUUUUCCAGCUAGUCCUGACCUUUGACCUCUCUGUAAAGAGGACAAAGUUGCCUCACACACGGUCAGUUAAAAAACAAUAAUGUUGUUUUAGAAUAAAAUAGCUUUUACACACAUUUACACACUUUGUAGUAGCCAGAGGGUUAGACAUGUAUGGUCCACCAUUCUCAGUGCAGAUUAUUAAUAUAAUGCUGUAUAUAGCUUUAACUAUACAGUCAACAGUCAGAUCCAUUAAACUGACACAAAUGUAUUAAUGUAAUAACUUUGCUAAAAAUUAUGUUAGCGCACAUAAUCUGUUCUAAUUGACCAGCUUUCAAUAGCAAAUCAAUGAUUGUUUUGGAAGCCAUACUGAUCUCAAAGAAUGUCGAGCUUCUACCGUAGAUUUGUUGUAGGUUGUUCACUGUGCUAAAAGGAAAUGUGUCCUAAAAAUACUUAUGACACACCGGAGAAGCAACUCUUGUUUUGAUGAUGCGGCUACUGUUUGUUGUGGCAACUGGUUGAUAUACCUGCAUAGCAGUUAAACUGAGUGUUUGCUACUAGGAGGUUAUUGUGACUUAGUUUUGUGCAAUUUGUGUCCAAAAUAAAGACAACCCUUAACCAACA
Molecule: messenger RNA, 3670 nt
Organism: Scomber japonicus (chub mackerel)
Lineage: Eukaryota; Metazoa; Chordata; Actinopteri; Scombriformes; Scombridae
Product: zinc finger protein 329
Exons: 2
Coding region: 101-1903 (600 amino acids)
Biological process (GO): regulation of transcription by RNA polymerase II
Molecular function (GO): RNA polymerase II cis-regulatory region sequence-specific DNA binding; DNA-binding transcription factor activity
Source: RefSeq, a predicted model, not a curated record